Molecule: messenger RNA, 194 nt
Organism: Manis javanica (Malayan pangolin)
Lineage: Eukaryota; Metazoa; Chordata; Mammalia; Pholidota; Manidae
Source: RefSeq, a predicted model, not a curated record
AUUUUGUUCUGAGCCUAAUAAUGGUCACCCAAAAGGACGUUCAGCCCCCAAAGCAGCAGCCAAUGAUAUAUAUAUGUGGAGAAUGUCACACAGAAAAUGAAAUAAAAUCCAGGGAUCCAAUCAGAUGCAGAGAAUGUGGAUACAGAAUAAUGUACAAGAAAAGGACUAAAGGAUUGGUGGUUUUUGAUGCUUAA